Molecule: messenger RNA, 1207 nt
Organism: Cottoperca gobio
Lineage: Eukaryota; Metazoa; Chordata; Actinopteri; Perciformes; Bovichtidae
Gene: gpx2
Product: glutathione peroxidase 2
Exons: 2
Biological process (GO): response to oxidative stress
Molecular function (GO): glutathione peroxidase activity
Source: RefSeq, a predicted model, not a curated record
GUCAGAGAUACCAUAAGACUGAAUACAUGCAGUGAUGCAUGCUAUUUCUCCAUUUUUCUUUACAGUGUCAAAUACAUACUCAGGAUAAUACUAAUUAAAAAGAAUUCCAAUGAUUACCAGCACAUUUGGGUUCAAAGACAUUUAAAAAAUGUUCAAAGCUUAUCCAACAACAUCUUAGGCAACACACAUUAAUAUAAUUAAUACAAAAAAUACUUCAUGUACUUGUGUGGUUUUACAAUCACUUGUCCAGAGUGUUGUGUAGCAGAUGUAGAUCAGUUUCUUGCAGAGUCAUUUGACACCGAUGAAAGGCAGCUUUCUGUCCUCAGUGUGUCAUGUGACCAACCAGUUGGAUACAGUCACACGUUGAGAUCCCGUCUGCCUCCAGUGAGGAAGCUGAGGAGUCAAGAUGACGUUCAUCGCCAAGACCUUCUACGACCUGAGAGCCACCACGCUGGAGGGAGACUCUGUGGAUUUCAACGUGUUUCGGGGACGGGUGGUCCUGAUAGAGAAUGUGGCCUCGCUCUGAGGCACCACCACCCGGGACUACAGCGAGCUCAACCAGCUUCAGAGCAAGUACCCCCAUCGGCUGGUUGUCCUGGGUUUUCCCUGUAACCAGUUUGGAUAUCAGGAAAAUUGCAGCAAUGGUGAGAUCAUGAAUUCCCUUCAGCAUGUGCGUCCAGGCGGCGGCUUUCAGCCCAGCUUUACCAUCUUUGAGAAGUGUGACGUCAACGGGACAUACACACAUCCGGUCUUUGCGUAUCUGAAAGACAAGCUCCCUUAUCCCGAUGACGACCCCACCUCCCUCGUGCAGGACCCCAAAUUUCUGGUUUGGAGUCCCAUCAGCAGGACGGACGUCUCUUGGAACUUUGAGAAAUUCCUCAUCGGGCCAGAGGGAGAGCCCUUUAAAAGAUACAGCAAGAAGUUCCCCACCAUUGACAUAGAGCCUGACAUUCACAGACUGCUAAGAUUAACUAAGACCUAAGAAUAGCCUCCACCUCUUAAUGACUUCUCAUCCAUCACAGUCAACGCUGAUAUGCUGUCCUCCACACUUUUAAGCCUUAUUAAAUGAGGGUAAUAUUCUGAAAAUCCUAGGGAAUAUUAUCUGAGGCCUUGUAAGUGCUUAAGAGUAGUGGAGGAACAAAGUUAAUAUAUGUAAAAUGCAUUUUACAGUACAAAUGUGGGUACGAAAUAAAUGCCAGGUAUAUUC